Messenger RNA from Hypomesus transpacificus, 6266 nucleotides. It is a transcript of the gene mia3, whose product is annotated as MIA SH3 domain ER export factor 3. Lineage: Eukaryota; Metazoa; Chordata; Actinopteri; Osmeriformes; Osmeridae. Gene Ontology annotation, biological process: vesicle cargo loading; protein secretion; endoplasmic reticulum to Golgi vesicle-mediated transport. Gene Ontology annotation, molecular function: protein binding. The transcript has 28 exons. Bases 573 to 5753 code for a protein of 1726 amino acids. Gene Ontology annotation, cellular component: endoplasmic reticulum membrane; endoplasmic reticulum exit site. The record is from RefSeq and is a predicted model, not a curated record.
UUAAUGUAUUCGAUUUGAGACGGUAUAAAAAUGUUGAUUUUGCCAACAGAGCCUCUCCUAUUCUGGAUCUUAAACAGAUGAUGCUAUCAAUAUUAUCAUAAAGUCUGAUGGACAUUUGUUGUGACUGACAGUUUGAAACAUAAGGACUAUCAUCUUGUUACAGGAAAGGAAUGCAUCUAAACAGGAAUAGGACCGAUUUCAGUAUUAUUUUGUUCAGUAAUAGGCUACUGUAUGCUUGUAAAACGUAUGAAUAUUCUGAAUGAAAGGAUGCUUGCUUGUUUUUUUGGUUUAAUUUAGUAUUGGAAGACUUUUAUUGAAAAGUGUUUAACAUCAACGAACAGUUGGUGAACUCUUUGAAAUACACAGUAUAAGCUAACUAGCUUAGCAUAGAAGCUGACCUAUGGAUGUUUUUUUUUUUUUUACAGAACAUGAACGUAAAACCAAAGAACCGAAUGCUAACCUAAAUUUACGUUGUGUGAUCAAACAAGGGAUAUUACAGAUUUGCUGACGUGUCCACCUCAUCUGCUCAUGCUCGGGCGUAUUUGGCCGUCAGUGGCAACAAAUCUGCCAGCAUGGCAGCACAUAAAACAUACUUACUAGUUUUUUUUGUAUUUGCAAAUACUUUAAAUUCUAAGGCCUCUGUGGAAAGACGAUUUUCCGACUAUAAAAGAUGCGCCGACGAGGAGUGCAGCAUGCUCCUAUGCCGGGGGAAGGCUGUCAGGGACUUCUAUGGAAUCGACUGUCGUUUCCUGACUUUUAAGGAAGGAGAGACAAUAUAUGUCUACUAUAAACUAUCUGGCAAAAAGACGGAUGUAUGGGCAGGCAGUGUUGGCAGUCGCUUUGGCUAUUUCCCAAAGGACCUUUUGGCAAUAAACCAUAUAUACACUGAAAAGGAAUUUGAGAUACCUGCAGAGGAAACAGACUUUGUGUGCUUUGAAACUGGACUCGACAAAUUUGACAACUACGAUAUCGAUUCCUUGCUGAGAGCCUCUUUAUCAUCAUCCGGGGAGAACCAUAGGGGCAACAUUGUAGAUCAGAACACAAGUCCAGAUAAGACCACUGUUGAAGUUGAGUCGUCCCGCAUAGUAACUUUGAUAAAAGGCGAUCAAAUUGAGAGCGACAUCUCUCCAGUAAUUGAUGAGGACAGCUUGUUUGGUGAGUUAAAGAGGGGCAGUGAACUAGCUGAUAGUGGUCCUUCAGGAUUAUCUUGGUCUGAAUCAUGGACAAACCCAACUUUAGACACAAAGACAGUGGAAUCUGAAGCGAUUGACUCAGAGCAUGGUAAAACCAAAGAUUCUCCCCCAGAUCCCGAGGAUGAAAAUCUGACCCAAAAUGAGUCUCUUUUAGAAAAUCAAGCUAUGGGAUUUUCAGAAGGUAGACCUAUCCCUGAGUUGAAAACAACACUUGGAACUACAUUUGAUGCUGUCACUUCUGAUGAUGAGGAAACUGAGAAGGUUACCUCUUAUGAAAAGAUGAGUGAAAAAGUAGACCAUCCUUCUUAUGCUGAAAGCGAGUUCCCAAGAGAAAUUCCAUUACUGUCUCUCCCUGAUGAAAGUUCUGUUUUGGAACAAAAGGACACUUUGCCAUCUGAGCAAGCAGAGGAAGAGGACAGUCAUGUGGACACACAUCAGGACGAACAGGCCUCAGAGGACAAGAACAUGUGGACAUCACUUGGGGACAAAGUUUUUGCAAUUGUUAGUGGAGGACCAAGAACAGCUAAUGUGCCUAAUUCAGAGGAGGAAGAUGAAGACAAGGAAGAGAUUGUCUCAGAAACCACUCUAAAGAACCCUUCUCACACACCACAAGAAUUUGAGGAGAGGAAAGGACAGCAGGAUCCAGAGGAGACAAGCAAGUCUGGUGAGCACAGUGUUGAAGACUCAAAUCAGUUGAAAUCAGUAAUGAGCAACAGACCUGAUAGCCCAUCAUUAUUUCAUAUUGAUGAGCAAAGAUCUGCUGAACAGACUGAAAAUGUCUUAGCAGACUCUCUUAUCAUUCCAACAACUGAAAACCCAGCUGAUCUAAAUACUGUCUCUGAGAGAAAUACCAAGGAAUUGGAGGACAUAGUCAAAUAUGUAGAUAUAGUCAAAACCACAAACGAGGAAAGCCAUAAAGACUUGCCUCUAGAAAACGAGGAAAUUAAAAAGGAUACAAUCACAGAUUAUUCUGAACAGAAAGAAACAAAAUUCAGACGAUUCAAAGAACACUUGAUCAUUGAUUUGAAGAAAGAUGCACCAAAGGACUUCCCAGGCCUGGAUGAGGCCCUAAAUCUGGAUGAGGCACCAGGCCCAGAGGAGGCAUCAGGUCCAGAGGAGGCACCAGGCCCGGAGGAGGAACCAGGCCCGGAGGAGGAACCAGGACCCGAGGAGGAACCAGGUCUAGAGGAAGAAGGUGAAGGACUCCUUGAGGAUGAGAAUGCAGCCCUGUCAACAUCCACGAUGGAACCCAUUGAAAUCCAAGGUGUGGAUGAACAUGAGAAAGUCAAAGAAAUUGAAUCUAUGAAUAUUGAACCUGAGAUUGCAAGUGAGCAUUUGGACUUAAACCAACAUGACACAGAUGUCAAAACAAAACCAGACAAGCCUGAGAUGUACAGUGAUGCAGAAAACACAGACCCUGACCAGAUUGUAAUGCCUUUAACAGAAGAAGAGCCAGAAUACAGUGACAGCGUUUUAAGGUUGACUCUGCUUCGAGACCACUUUAAGGAGGAGGACAUGGAGCGAUUUCAAAAGUUUCUGGGUCUCAAGAACCUCUUCAAGGUGGAGGCAUUGUUCUCUGAUUUGGAGGAAGAAUUGAAAGCUGUUCGCCUUUCUCAGAGUGACAACAGUGAGGACAUUGAAAAGGUGCUGGAGGGUAUUCUGGAAGCCUCAGAGAUGCCAAUCCUUGAUGACAUUGAGAAAAUGCUGGAUAGCCGGGAUAAUAAUGUUGACCUUCAACAGAGGGACACCAGUAUGUUUGAUGAAGAGGCAUCCAUCUUUGAUGACUUCCAGGAACUAACAUUCACCCUCCGUCAGAAGUACUCUGCAAUCAGUGACAGUGCUCCCUUGGCAAAGGAGAGACAGUCAAGCAUUGGUACAGACAUAGAUUAUGCUAUAGAGGAAGAGGAUAACGUGACUAUGUCGGAGAACCAACAAAAUAAUGCAUCUGAGGAGUUGAGCCAUGAUGAAAUUCAAAACUCAGCAGACAUAGACGAGGACGGAGGGCACUUUAACAGAAACAAAGACAAUCAGCUAAAUUUCAAAGAUGCAGAGGAAAUGCAGGUUCCUCAACGCAUUCUUGACCACGCUUUUGACAUCGGACUUGGUGUUGAGACAGAGCAACCAUCUUCAGGAUCUUUGGAAUCAACAUCAGCUUCUCAUUUAAAUGAGGAUGGACCACCUACAUCUAAACCAGCCUAUGCUUACAUGCACAAUCUCCUCAGUGUGCUCUUUCAAAAUUGGGGAAAAGUCGUCGAUUUGAUGAUUUCUAACCUGCCAGAAGAAUGGAAUCCAGGUCCAACAUGUAUGGGGUUGCCCUGGCUUCCUGUGUUGACCACUGUAUUUUUAGGUUGCAUCACCAGUAUGUGUUUCAUAUGGAAGAACAUUCUGAUAGUGAGACGCACGGAAUACCUUGUGGAGGAAAAAGACAUCCAGAAACAUCUAGACGAAGUAACCAAAGAAAACACUGCUGUCCUUGCAAGAAUUGAAGAGUUGAAGACACAGUGCGAAUACCUCCGAAACCAACAAAAAAUGUCAAAGGAAUCAGCUGACUCGGCCCUAGAAAGGGUAAAAGAACUUGAGAUUGCUCUGAAGGAGGUUGAAUCGCAUAAUGAACUGCUGGUUGAGGAAUGUGACUCAAUAAUGCGAACAGUUGAUGGUGAAAGGGCAAAGUAUCUGGCCCACGUGGACAAGUCGUCAAAUUAUGAAAAAAACAUCUCUAAGCUGCAACGCAGUAUGAAGAAGACACAGGAUGCUCUCGCUAAGUCCAAAGCUCUUAUGGCGGAGUCAAAGAUCAGAGAAGAUGCUCGCAACACCCUGCACCAGUGUCUCCAAAGGGAUCACACCACACUCAAGGAGGAGAACAGCUCACUGAAAAACACAGCCAAAGAUUUGGAAGAAAAAAACCGCAGAUUGUGCGAACAAAUAAAAGUGUUUAUCAAGUCCCAGAACGAAUAUGAGGACACCAUCGCUCAAAAGGAUCAUAGCAAUGAGGUCCUGACAGAGCUGCUGGUCGACCUGGAGGUCUACGACCUGCAGAAGAGCGACACCAAAGCUGUUGCUAAUGGUGAAGCCGGCACUGUUGCCAAUCGAGCCAGCUCCGUGAAGAAGAGAAUCAAGCAGCUGAUGGAUGUCUCUCAGGUUCAAACCACCCUGUCUGUUGUGGAGGAGGAGCGCAACCGGUUCCAAACCAAACUGCAGAACGAGGAGAAGGAUCGGAAAGCUCUAGAAGAAAAAUACCGGGAGCUGGAACACAACUCCACGUCCCUGAAAAGCGAGAAGAGCCUGAUCGAAAACCAGCUAAAAAUCCUCCAGCAGAAGUACGAGAUCAUGACCGAGAUGUACCAGCAGAAGGAGAUCUCCCUCCAGAGGCGCUUGACCGAUGAGGAACUGGAGCGUCGCGACAAGGAGAUGAAGCUCUCCGAGGUGGACGGGAGGGCCCUGGAAGCAGAGCAGGAAGUGAAGAUCUACCGGCAGAGAAUCAAGGAGAUGGAGGAGGAGGUGAAGAAAACUGAAAAGGCCCUCAAAGUCCAGAUCGCUGAGCAGGAGCGGAAGGCUCAUGAAAACUGGGUUGCUGCCAACACUGCCGAGCGAAGCCUGUCUCAGGAGAAAACUUUGAGGAGGAAUCUCCAUGAGAGACUUGCCUCUCUCUCCAACCAACUGAACGAUCUCCGUGCAUCAAACUCUGGCCACCCUGCUGUCCGCUGUGGUGACUCGUACGGGCCCUCUCCUGUGAGCGGAGGAGCCCCAUCUCCCCCUCUAAUGAUAGAGGGCCCUGGGCGGCCCCUGUCCGCCCCCAUUGGACGCAGGAUUGACCCCUACGGGCAUCGGCUUCCAUUUGAGAAACACACGGUGCCUAACCGUCCAGAUCCUGGCCCACGGACUUCCUCUCCCACCAAUAUGGAGGAUUCGCAGACAGACCCAACACGGUCUGAAUGCCUUGAAACAGGAAAUGAGGUCUCUACUGAGUGUUCAGAGCCAAGUUCCAGGCCGCAGGGACCCGGAUCGUUCCUCGAGUCUCCCAUUAGGGACCUAGGCCCCCUGUCGCAUGGGCCACCUCUCCCAGGGCCACGCCUCCCCCCACCUCUCCCCUUUUCACAUGGCUACCGUCCCCCUCCACCUUCCCAUCUGGCCCCUGGGAUAAGACAGGCCAAUGGGACUGAGGGAAUGCCCAGUGCGGAGUUCCGGUACAGACCUCCUCCUAACGGACACCCAGCAAUGAUGGGAACCCGCCACAGGCCUCUUCUGGGUCCGGGUCCCAUGCGCUUUCCUCCAAACAUCCCACAUCAUCCAGGCCCAGUGUUUGGAGGAGGCCCCCCAGGUCCAUAUCCCCCCUACCACCAGGACCUGCGCUUUCCUGGACCAUGGGAUUACAGCGCCCCUCCCCAGCAGCUGCCCCCUGGAACUGGCCCACCCCCUCCUCAAGAUGGCAGACCGCUGGCUGCUCAAGGCCCCCAGGACCUCCCUGGGGGUCCCCAGCCCAGUGGAGGCCAGGGACAGGACUGCAUAUCCCAGCAGGCAGCAGCCCAGGAUCCAGUCAGGUCAGCUAUGUCUGAGCCUUGAAAAGCAGCUGACCCCUUUUCCACCCUGAACACCCAGUAACAACCCAUCUACACAUCUUUUUUUUUUUUAAGCAGAAGAAAUUAUGGAAGUUCAGAAAUAACAUGUUUAUCCUGUUAAAGCAUCAAAAAUCUGUUAUCUAAAAUGUAUCGGUCUUGAUGAGACUUAGUGAAGCUUGCUACUUUGCAAGAUGGCCUAUUGUGCAAUAACAUUUCUAUUGUAUGCUUGAGGAAUUGUAUAGUUGUUUAGGAAUAGCAAUGAUUUUUUUAAGGGGCAAGAGUUGAUUGCUUAUGUCAUGAUUUCCUGUGGAAGUUAUUUAAAUAGCGAUUUUUGGAACAUUUGUUGCUUGGGUUGUUUAGGACAUUUCAGAAGUACAGGAACUACCACUGUCCCUACGCUGUCUUUACUAUGAAUUGUUGAGACAGAAUAAAGAAAGUUAUGUAAAUGAUGGACAGAUGUAUAACUUAUUUUACUAUGUUCAGACAUUUUAAUAAUAAAGUUAAGUCAUGUACUGAA